Enhydra lutris kenyoni (northern sea otter) is the source of this 3137-nucleotide messenger RNA. RefSeq names its product mitochondrial antiviral signaling protein. The record is from RefSeq and is a predicted model, not a curated record. Bases 514 to 2088 code for a protein of 524 amino acids. NCBI's taxonomy places the organism in Eukaryota, Metazoa, Chordata, Mammalia, Carnivora, Mustelidae. The transcript is spliced from 7 exons.
CACAGUGUUUUCUGUUUUCUGCACCGGUUCCAGAUCCUAGGGGAGGGGCCUUAGGACAAGAGAGAGGAAGAGGGGCUGAAAGCAAGGAUGGCUGCUGUAGGAAGCUGGGGCCAUGGAGGAAUGUGAUCAGGGGAAGGUUGCUGUACUGGGGGACAUCUGUGAACUCUGGUAGCUUGCAGCCACAUCCUGCCCACACACACAUUUGCUUGUUUUCCCACAAAUUUUAGGUAAAUGUCUGUUGCCAAGCAACUUACAUCAGUGGUUCUUGGGAAGAAAGUGCAGGAGAGCAGUGCCUCAGUGGCAGGUGACCAGCAAACAAUGUCCUGAGGCUGAUGAAGAGGCCAUGUAGACUGACCACCGGGCCUGAGCCCCAAAAGAGCCAUCUGCAGCAGGGACUGACCCACAAGCUGACAAGCCCUCUUCUCCUGAGACCACUGAAAGCCUUUCUACCCCCCCUCUCCAUCUGUCCUUUUAUGGGCCAGAACCCUCCGUCACUUCAGAACCUAGACAGCGAUGACGUUUGCCGAGGAAAAGACUUACGAGUAUAUCCGCCACCAUUACAGCAAUUUUGUUGACCGCAUUCAUGUUCUGGAGAUACUGCCUUACCUGUCCUGCCUCACCACAAGUGACCAGGACCGACUGCGGGCCUCUUGCCAGCUCUCUGGGAACCAGGGCACCCUCUGGGAGCUCUUCAACAGCCUUCGGCGGCGGAUCGGCUGGGUGGAGUCCCUCAUCAGUGCACUGAGGGCCUGUGAGCUGGUGGAUCUUGCUGACGAGGUGGCUCGCAUCUACCACAGCAACCUGCCCGGGGUCCGGAACCGGCCUCCAGCCCCAGUGGAGCCACAGUUAGUUCCUGCUGAGGUUCCACGGUCCUCUAGACCUGCUGUGGCCCCCAGUGCCCCCCACAAUGGCUACAGAGAGGAGGAGCCAAGUUUCCCCUUGUCAGUCCAGGACACCCAGCCACCAGAGUCCCCGGAAGAGAGUUCAAAGAAGGUCCCACAGAUGCCCCAUCCUGGGGCUGUCCUGAGGAGGCCAGCUGGCCCCCUGGAAUCGUCCUCUGACAUGGCGGCCUUCAGCCCUCUGACCUCCAGUGGACAUGAAGAGCAGGACACAGAACUAGGCGGUGCCCACACACCAGGCACGGCCUCCAGCCUCCCCUCAUCCCGUGGGCCUGUGUCUCCAUCUGUCUCCUUCCAGCCCCUGACCCGUUCCACCCACAGGGCGAGCCGUUUGCCUGCACCCUCUGUGUCAGUGCCAUCUGCUGGCACCUCCUCCUCGUCCACGGGCUUGGCCUGUGCCGGGGUUGCUGGUGACCACCGCAAGGCCGGCGUCUGCUCCGCGGGGGCUGGGGUGUCCACAAGCUCGCUGACCACCAGCACUGCGUCCUUCAGGGUUCCUGCCAGCUCAGCACUUGACAGAACAGUGCCUUCCAAGUUGCCUGCCAGCUCAAAACCCUCAGGGACAGUAGCCACUAAUGUGCUCACAAGUCUGCCACCGUCCAAACUACCCAUCAACUCAGUGCGUGCUGGCACAGCAGCACCCAGGGUGCCCACAGGCUUGGUGCCCGAGCCCAGGAUGUCCACGAGCAUGGUGCCCAGCAAGGUGCCCGCCAGCACUGUGCCCACCAUCAGGAGCCACACACCCUCAGGGGAGACUGCAGGAGCUCCAGGGAUCACCAUCUCCACCAGAGACAGCUUGCCUGAGCCAAACCCCAGCUCUUCUGGCUGGGAGUCUGAGUUGGAGCUGAGCAAGCCAGGCUGUCUGGCCUCCCGGGUGGACAGUGAGCCGUUCUCGGGCUGCUCUGCGGACCUGGCCCUCAGCUACAGCAAGUCCUUGGACGCGGGGCCUGACAAUGCCCCAGAGGAGAACGAGUACCAGUCGGUGGAUUCCAUUAGGAUCCAAGUGACCCAGGACCCCAGCGUCGACCUGCUGGAGGGUAAUCCUGGGCCGCGUGCCACCCCGGAGCCCCUGGGGGAGGAGGAUUACAUCCAGGUCAGCGCCUGGGCUCCAUGGCUCAGGGUAGCUGCUACUGGGGUAUUCCUGGCCUUGUUCCUGACAGUGGUCUACAGGCGGCGCCUGCUCCAGUGAAGCCCCUGGGCCCUCUGUGCUAGGAAUCUGCUCCCUUUCCCAGAGGACAUCCAGCCCAAGCACGGACUGUGCUGUCUUCCUGCCUUGUCCCUUUUGUGGGGCUGGUGGAGCCUGGGUCAGAGGGGAGCCAGGGGGCCUCAGGCCACAUUUCUGUCCCAGCUCAUGCCCUCUCCAUGUGCUACAGACCUUGCCUACCCUGCAAUCUGGAUUAUUACCUUCAUUCUCUGGAGGAGGUGAGGUACGCCCAUCUAGGCUGUAUACCCAUUUGUCUGAGUCCACAGAUCAGGAGGUACCACUGGUUGGCAAUGCCCCCCAUCCUGCCCCUGUGCUGGGUGGCUAGCAGAUGUGCAGCAGCAGCAGUGGGGCGGGGCAGACCUCCACAGGACCUUGCUCCAGACCCCAAAAGCCCAGCCAUUGCUCCAGGAGCAUCAGGGUGGUCCAUCUCCAGGGACAUGGCUGCUUGUGGUCCCUCAAGAGGUGGAGGAGGUCCAGACAUUCUCCUGGACCCUGGGGAAUGUAAGCUGCUCGGGUAAGAACUGCCUCUGAAGCCUCUCUCCAGCCUCCUCACCCCCCUCUUCCUUUCCUUCCCUUCUGGUCUCCAUGCUCUUUAGCUGGGAGGGGGGCGAAUUUGGGGAGGAGAGGCCUGCCAGGCAGAGCUCAGACCAAGGUUUGGAUUUCAGCUCCACCCCUUCCUGGGCUGUGUGGCCUUGGCAGAUGGUCACACUUCUCUGGUCUUGCUUCCCCACAUGGACAGUGAGUAUCAUGGUGCAUCUCCACUGGGUUCUUCUGAGAUUGAAGCACACAGGUGUUUGUCAAGUGCCUGACCCAGAGUCAGUAAACACUGACAGCUUCCCCUACCUCUCCCCUGUGCCGCCUGGUAGACAUGAGGGUAGCAGAGGCAGAGUGCCCAGUGAGUACGGGUGCUGCUCUGUAGUGUAGGGUGGGCCUGUACCCCACUCUUAACUUUCACUCACUCUGUGCUCUGUCCCUCUGCGCUCUUGAUUAACCUCUCUGUGCCUCUGUUUCCUCAGCUGUAAAAUGGGGAUGAA